Messenger RNA from Durusdinium trenchii, 2548 nucleotides. The record is from the annotation of a GenBank genome assembly. NCBI's taxonomy places the organism in Eukaryota, Dinophyceae, Suessiales, Symbiodiniaceae.
UGGGGUUUCACAGUGUUCCCACCUGGACCCUCAGCCUGGCAGAAGCGCAGCCAUGGAGCAGCGUCAUCCUCCCAUUGAUUUUACGCAGUUGCCAGGGCCCUAUGAGGCAUGGAAGCUGGGGGUAAUUUGCGGGGACACAGGGUCUGGAAAGACUUCGGCGCUCCACACGGUCUCCACCUUCUAUGAGUUGCAUGGCCUCCCUUGGCAAACUGAGCCUCCCAUUGCCGCGGGUAACACGGCCAUAUGCAGCUAUCCAGAGCUGCACGGUGGAGACGUGAAGUCGAUUUCUCUGAAAUUCCAGGCAGUCGCAAUGCACUCUUUGCCCACUCGGGUGAAGCCUUUCCACGUGCUCUCACAAGGGGAGCGAGAGCGCUUCCUGCUGGCGACCUCAUUGAAGGAAGGACAACUGGGCAGCAUUGGCGAUGACCGCUUCGCCAUGGUCGAUGCAGAGACGGCCCAUUCCUUGUGCACCGGACUCCAUCGGUAUUUGUGCCAACAUGACUGCGGACGGAUCCUUCUGGCAACUUGCAAGAAAUCGGUCCUGCCCUUCUUGCAGCCGGAUUUCGUGAUUGAACUGCUACCUGACAAGGCGGUUGUGCACCGAAACGGUCAUGGGAUUUCCGCGCUGACGAGUCCGAUGAGGCCCAUGGUGUCCAUCAACACCGCGGUGGAGCGCUUUGCUGGUGGCCCGGGAGGCGGAUGGCGUGGUCCCGAGGAAUCCUUGGAUGACAUGCCUCUCCAGAGCAGAACUGGUCAAAGGAUCCCGGGUGCUUCGGUGCGAGAGGAAUUCCAAGUGUCCGUUGGCCUGGACGAAUGCACAGCAGCGGUGUCAAAAGCCUUCGACCAUCCCUUUGAUGGAAGCAUUAAGCAAAAGUGCUUCCGGCUCAAGCCUGAAGCUUUGAGCUUUUCCUGGAGCAUCGGUGCCAUCAUCGGUCCAUCGGGGUCUGGGAAGAGCACCAACCUGAAGAACUUCGGCCAAGGUUUGCCAUUCCAAUGGGACCCAGCGAAGUCCGUCUGGGAUCAACUUCCAUAUGGCGACAAGAAGAAGCUUCUGGAGGCGGUGACCCUGGGAGAGGCCGCAGCACGGCGCAGCUACGACCAGCUGAGCGCCGGAGAGCGCAGUCUGGCGCAGCUGGCGCGCAGCCUCUGCAGCAAUGGAAGUGUCAUCACCGUGGAUGAAUUUACAUCUUUGCUUGAUCGGCAUCGGGCAUAUCAGGUGUGCACCAAGAUACAUCCUUUCAUCAUGGAGAGGGGCAUUCAGCUGGUGGUUGCGGGAUGUCACAAAGACAUCGCGGAUUGGCUCCGAGUGAACUGGGUCUUCGAAGCUGACAGCGGCGAGCUGCUCCAGGUCCAGGACUUCACUGUGGGAAGUCCACCGCCACGCAUUGCAGUGUCCUUUGAAGUGCCCAAGAUCGAUUUGGUCAUGCGACGGCUGGAAACAAGCACGAGAAGCCGGAACAUUUUCGCCAGCCAUUUUGAGGCACACCAUUACAUGGAUGGCCUGCUACCUACUGGUCUCUAUGGUCAGCUGAUCCGGACGACCAGCGGAGAACUCGUGGCUUUUCACGCCGUCUCUGCACAGCCGGGCCAAAUCCACAACGCCAUGCGCGAAUCGCGCCUGGUGGUGCUCCCACCAUGGCAAGGUUAUGGCAUUGGCCCUCGGGCAAGCACUCUCGCUGCAGAGCUGAUCGUAGCAUCAGGCAUGCGCUUGUUCUGCAAGACCUCGCAAGAGGCGCUCGGUUCGCAUCGAAGCAAAGCACCGUACUUGUGGCGACCAACCACGACAAAUGGAAAGCCAAUGACUGCCAGCCUUUCGGAAGGCUUCACGAGGAAGCGCAAACGGGAAGCCAAGCGGCUGGAGGGCGGCUCGGCUGGGCACGAAGGUGAUGUGGUUGACAACAUCGACGUUGAACCUCCUGUCUUUGAUGCGGACUGCGUUGCCUGCGUCCGCGAGAGGGAUGGAGUGAGGCGGGCGGGCAGACCUCCGAAGCACACCUGCGGCCGAGCACCGAAAGCUCCCUUGGACAACGAUGUCGCGCAUCGUCGUCCAGUGGUGCGCCGCGUGUGCUACAGCCACGAGUAUAUUGGGCCGGGCCGCCACCAGCAGAAGGGUCCUGUCGAGGAUGUGAAUGAAGAAGAGUUGAAGGCGAGCACGAUGCUGAAGUUGAUGACGACUGAGCAGAUUCCGGAGAUGGCGGAGAUUGUCCUUGUGUGACUCGGGUGUGUCCUUACGGUUUGAUUUAUUUUUUUGGCAAGAGCUGAUGGCCGUUUGCCGAAUUAGAUGCAAUGCUAGCUGCUACCAGACGUUGCCCUGUCACCUGUCCUGGUUUUGGUCUCAUUUGGCGCACCGGCAACAGGGAAACGCGGCCGUGGCAGAGUUUCAGCACAUUUCGGGGUGCCGUUGCUGCAUGCAGCGGGGAAGUACAGAACUUUAUUAAGGCUGAGCCGUGCUGGGAGCCUCAUCUUGAGGCUGAGCUCAUUCGGCCAUGUUUCGUGGCAUCGUGCGUGCCACACCAUGCCACUUCCGGCGAUUUCAGUGACACGCUAA